AGAGGGGGGUGGUGCACCGUGAGCGCGCCCGGUGGGUUGUGGGUACGGUGCCGGUGUGCAGGAAGUGCAGGCGGGAUGCUGCUGGCAGAAAAGCGCACCGCCGCUCCGUCCAUCUGCCGUAGACGCACAUGAUUAGUGGGAUGAGGAAUAAUCAGCUGCUGUGUCGUGGCACACACAUCAACAUGCAGGAGUCCGACACCAGCGAGCGCCUCCUCCUGUCCUGACAGCCCGGCGGAGCGGCGCGGAGGAGCGGGUCCGUGCACCGUGACGGAGACGACCGCUGUCCACGGCACCGACGGGUCCCAUCCGUCCCCGGACCCGGUGUGUCCCCGGACCGGAAAACAACCGACCCUGCCCUCGCCUACCUCUCUCUUUCUCUCUCUCUCUCUCCCCCCCGUGCUGACGCGUUGCCUGGAGGGAGACUGAUGCUUCGACCCUCGGUGCGUUACUGAGAUCACCUUUGCGGUUCACCUUGGAAAUAAGAAAAACGCAUGAAAGGUCGAUGGAUCGCAUGCCGCACAAACAAAUCAGCACUGACCCAUGUGGGGUCGAAGUGCAGCCUGGACCCUGUGUGGUACUUGCAGCCGGUCCAGGUUUACCUCCACAGCUUGCAAUCCGGGAGCCAGCUCUCAUCAGCCCGCCGGAGGUCAUCAGCAAACCAAAGUCUGGAUUGAGCCCCGUCCAGUCCCCGGUUCCACCCGUGAAAGUGACAGAACCGUCACAGUCAAGCCACACAAGCACUGGGUCCACUCCGACGCUGACGAGCAUAAGCCGGCCGAGACCGACCGCCCUCAGGACUAAACCUGCUCCGAAGCUGACCAGGAUCUCAGCGGACCCCUCCAAGGAAAUAGAUUUGAUCCCGGUUUACAUCCCAGGACCUCAGAGUGCCAACGUCCUGCCACAGACUGAGUCCUCCCUCCCGCUCCACAGUCCUCAGAGUCCCCAUAGUCCCCACAGUCCCCACAGUCCCCACAGUCCUCAGUCUUACACCAGCCAGCCUUACCUGAGUCCCUCACUCAGCCCUCUCCCACCCGCCUGCCUCAGCCCCAAACCAGGCCUCGGGGGUCAGUCACAGAGGAGCCCCUCACCCGUGUGUCCAACACAGAGCCAAGUGCAGCCGGAGAAGCCGGCAGGAGAGAACAAUGACUUCAGGGUGUACAUCGUCACAUGGAACGUGGGCUCCGCUGUCCCGCCGGAUGACAUCACCUCCCUGUUCGGACCAAAUGUUUCAGAUGGGAGCGUCGACAUGUUUAUCAUCGGACUCCAGGAGGUGAACUCCAUGAUCAACAAGAGGCUGAAGGAUGCUCUUUUCUCGGACCAGUGGAGCGAGCUGUGCAUGGACACACUCAGCCCUUUUGGAUACGUUCUGGUGGCGUCCCAGCGAAUGCAGGGAGUGCUGCUGCUCGUUUUCUCUAAAGUCUGCCAUCUUCCGUUCCUCAGAGGCGUGCAGACAGAGAGCACACGCACAGGACUUGGGGGAUACUGGGGGAAUAAAGGGGGUGUCAGUGCGAGGAUGACGGUGUUCGGACACCCACUGUGCUUCCUCAACUGUCACCUGCCUGCUCACAUGAGGAACCUGGAGCAGCGGAUGGAGGACUUUGAGAGCAUCCUGCAGCAGCAGCAGUUUGAAGGCGGCAAUGCCACGGGUGUACUGGACCACGAUGUGGUGUUUUGGUUUGGAGAUCUAAAUUUCCGUAUCGAAGACUACGACAUCCAUGUGGUGAAAUGUGCCAUCGACAGCAACAAGCUGCCUCUUCUGUGGGAGCGCGAUCAGCUCAACAUGGCUAAAAACACAGAGUCCAUCCUGGAGGGCUUCAUAGAGGGGCCACUCAAAUUCCCACCGACCUAUAAGUUUGACGUGGGCACUCAUACGUACGACACCAGUACGAAGAAGAGGAAACCUGCCUGGACGGAUCGCAUCCUCUGGCGCCUCCGACGCACCGGCUCCCCGGUCCCUUCCCACAAUGCAGCACUACAGCGGGGUCUGACCUCGUGGCUCGGUGGGGCAACCAAAGUGACGCAGCACACGUACCGAAGUCACAUGGGCUACACCAUCAGCGACCACAAGCCCGUUUCUGCCCUGUUCUCCCUGCAUUUCCCAUUCAAGGUGGCUGUGCCCCUGGUGGAGCUGCAGGUCAAUAAGGAGUGGUGUAAAGUCUCCGAUGCUACAGUCAGAUUCACAUAUGCAUCGACUUAUCAGCGCAGCUCGUGGGACUGGGUAGCAAUAUAUAAGGUCAGAUUCAGACAUCACAAAGACUACCAGGCCUACGUGUGGGCCAAGGGAGAGCAUACAUCACAGGUGACAUUUUCAGAGGAAGAUUUGCCCCGAGACGAUAGUGAAUACCUCAUGGGUUACUACAGCAAUAAUAUGAACACUAUCGUUGGAUUGUCAACACCCGUUCAGAUCAAGAUACCAGUCCACAGUCCCACCAUGCUUCGCUCCGACAGCUCUGAUGUCAGCUCAGAGGAUGACAGCACCCUUGUCCUGCUGGUUCCAAACUCCCGUAGCCCGAGUCCUAAAACAGGAAAAGCCCAUCAUCGCCACCGGCGCAGCCGCAGCCCGGCGGUCCCGACUCUCUCCUCCAACCCCCUCCCCUCCUUACAGGGCCUCAGCCUCUGCCCUCGCUCCAAAGACGGACAGACGCCAAGCCGCUCACCCUGCUCCGCUGCUAAGAAGGAACGGCUGGUGUCCCCCAACACUGUGCAGUCUCCGUCCAUCAGCCCGCUCAGUCCUCGCAGUCCUCGCAGUCCUGUGUCUCCAGGUAGUGGAGUGACUGCACCAGAGGCCCUCAUCGCUGCCAUCUUAGGUGAACACAGACCAGCUCAGGUUAGCCCCACAGGGGUCAAAUACAUCGGGAAGGCCGGGGAAACGGACACUGCGUAGAAAUAAAAAUCAGUUACUAAAAGCAGGUACAGUCUGAUCUGACCCCACACUGUCUCUGUGCUCGUAGAAGCAGCACAUUCAAUGACUCCUAACGUAGUUUGCAAACAUUCCACAUCGUAGCCCUGCAGUUCUGUCUCUGAAUCGACCAUCAUCUCAUACACUGUGUGUAUCUCGGACUGGAAGCUGAGCCCAGACGCCCGAAGACAACAAGUGCUUUUAUAGACUCAUAAGCUAUAUCAUACGUAAACAACAUAUUGAAUGUGAAACCAGAGUAAACCUGUGAUGGAUGUGAGCGGUUAUUAUCGACAGCAAUAUGGAUCUUUGUAAACUGUCUUCUAUCAAACUGACGACUCCGGACCAGAAACACUGACGGUAUCAUGGUUCACCGUGGAGGGAGAGUGUGUGUGUUUGUGUGUCUGUGGGUUUGUGUAGGUUUUUGUGUUGAAACAUAAAUGUGUGAAUUAUGCAUUUUGGACCAAAUGGUGGUUUAAACAUUUUAACUCUAUAGUUUUCGGUCUGUAUUCAUGAAAUGAAUCUCUCAUGAAUUGCGAUAGAGCAUUUUACCAACUCAAUCCACCUGAAGUGUUCAUGUGACUAAGUGACUUCAACAAUAAUCCUGCAUCAAUGCUCUUAUUCUUAGCAGCUUUGUGAAUACAGCCCCUGUUCUAUAGAGCUCAGUGAGUGGAUGUUUAGACCAAUGUGGUUUGUUUGCUUCAAGGAAAACACUGUUAUUUAUCUGUGUGAGUGUGCAAAUAAAACAAAACAAAAAACAGAACAAGUGGUGAAAUGUAAACACAAAAAAGUGCUAUCUGUUUGUUUGUGCAUGUGUGCAGAGGUGAGGAGGGCACAUGGGGGAGUCACGAAUUGGACGAGGUUAGACUGGAUUUGAUCAAAUGAAAAACAAAAAGUAAUUUCAUUUUAACAUCAGAUACAAACUUCAUUUUAACAUCCAGCCUCUUUGUGUGCAGCAAAUCAAAUUUCUAUUUUUUUAAUGGCACCUAAGGACAUCAUAGCAAAAAACAAAGAAAACAUACUGUGCUUGUGAAUUGUGACUAAACACUGAUAUUGACGAACCUCUGCACAUGUGUAUAACCAACGUGUUGCACUGCAAAGGUCAGUGUUGUCAAAAUCGAGCUUUGAUACAGGACGACAACAGAUGGAAAUUAGUCAUAUACUGAUAAAGUUUAAUAGUGACAAUACCAAGAAAAAGAUCCAGUAUCCAGUUUUCAAAUAGAACCAACAAAACUAAAUCCAAUUAAUAUAGACAAAGAAGCUCUUGAGGUUUUCACAGAGACGAGUGUACACAGCUUAAGGUUCGUCCUGAUGUUUGUGAUCAAGUUAAUCUCUUUUGGAUUAGCAAGCACAUCUAAAACCAGAGAGAGACGCUGGCGAGGGUGAAAUAAGCUGCACAUUCCCAUGAGUAUUAGGUUUAAUCAGAUGGGCCGACGAGUGAGGCACCUGAUGCCAACAGUAAAGUAAAGGAGCUCCCUUUUUGUGUUCACUAUUUCUAUGAAUGAUUUUUAAAUUGCACAUUGGCUGCAGAAAGUUGAAGUCAAGCCCGAACCAUCAUUGCAGAUCCACAACUACCACUGACUCCAAACACUUUCCCUUGGACGGCUUCAUUUCUAUGAUACAGUGAUUGUGGAUAUGAUGAUAUUUAUAUAUAUAUUAUGUUUUGUUUGGAGAAGGUUAUUCCAGUAGGAAAUUCUUAUCGUUUGUUUUUCAUUUUUCUUUUUUGUGACAUAUGCUUCAUACUUUCCAUUCCUUCACGCCAAAAUAUUUCCAUAAGUUAGUACUAGAUACUAUUUCCCCCUCAGGUCAACGAUGAUCCUUAAGGUAACUGAUGUACUCAUACUUAAACCCGCUCAGGUGACGGAAAAUCCUCAAAUGAUCUUCGCCUUCUAAAAAUCCUUGAGUCAAUACUGCAUGUAUUCAUGUCUUCAAGCCUUUAAGAAAUUUGAAAGAAAAAUACUGUGUCGUGGAAAUUUACCAUGAGAUUUGAAAUAAAGAGUUUCUCAGA
Molecule: messenger RNA, 4904 nt
Organism: Hippoglossus stenolepis (Pacific halibut)
Lineage: Eukaryota; Metazoa; Chordata; Actinopteri; Pleuronectiformes; Pleuronectidae
Gene: inpp5ja
Product: inositol polyphosphate 5-phosphatase K
Exons: 13
Coding region: 503-2884 (793 amino acids)
Biological process (GO): negative regulation of peptidyl-serine phosphorylation; phosphatidylinositol dephosphorylation
Cellular component (GO): ruffle; cytoplasm; plasma membrane
Molecular function (GO): phosphatidylinositol-4,5-bisphosphate 5-phosphatase activity; phosphatidylinositol-3,4,5-trisphosphate 5-phosphatase activity
Source: RefSeq, a predicted model, not a curated record